AUGUUCUGGCCACGGGCUCAACGUGAGACGCGAGCGGGGUCCUCGCCUGCAGACCUGGAACAAGGGGCUGCCCAGACACCUUCACGCAGGGGUCCGCAGCCCAACAACCCUGUCUCCGAGGCCACUCCUCCUGCAGCCGUGGAAGGGCGCCUAGAGCCCAGCGACAGGCUGACCCGUCACCAGCUGUUCUACGUCUUGGUGCUGGACGGCUUUGGCGGCAUGCUGCUCUCAGGCGGCGUCAAUUUUGCGCUGGCUUACGCCAUGUACACCACCCAGGACACCGUCAACAACCCUGUUCGUCUCUUCCAGCUGCCCAACACCCUGGCCGGCGAUGCGGCUGUCACCAUCAUCGUCCAGUGCAUUCUCACUUGGUUUGUCGAGAAGGGCCUAGUCGCCUAUGACCUCUCCAAGCGCUCCGUCCAGCCCAUUGGCUUUAUCCCUGAGCCCUCCCGGCGCUGGCAAAGGUGGCUGUUUUUUCUACCCUCCGUCAGCGAAGCUGCAGCUGAAGUUGAGACAAAGGGCGAGGCCGCGGUCAUCGCGCCCGCCCAGCCCUCGGCCUUGACAUCGUUGCUUCAGCAGGCGCUCAGAGGGUUUCUCCUCGCCGUCGUCGGCUUUGUCCUGCUGUGGCCCGCGGGCGUUGGGAUCUUGACCGCAUUUGGCAAACGCUCCGGUGGCGACUACACGUAUGCCGAUCGGUGGACACCAGAGGUCUUCAAGUUUCUUCUCGGCGGCUUGCUUGGCUUGCUGACCACGCCCUUGAUGGCAGCAUUCUGGCUCAUCAAGGCCGGGUGGGAAGCGAAAUCGGACGACAUGUCAGAAUCAUGA
Molecule: messenger RNA, 825 nt
Organism: Ilyonectria robusta
Lineage: Eukaryota; Fungi; Ascomycota; Sordariomycetes; Hypocreales; Nectriaceae
Exons: 2
Coding region: 1-825 (274 amino acids)
Source: RefSeq, a predicted model, not a curated record